AUGGCUCAUGCCUCUUCGGAUGAAUCGGCCGAGGAAGUCAAGUCUCGGGAAAAACCAAAUCAGAGAAAGAACUUGUGUAAUGGAAACAAUAUUGACUCGCCUGACAAGUCUCUGGACAAACCCGAAGAAGGUGCAAUAUCAUCAGAGAAUGGCUUGAAGCCAUCACAGAAUUGGCUCAAGAAUCACCAAUGUGAGGGAAGUGGAAAGGCCUUGACCCUGUUGUUUUCUUGA
This is a messenger RNA of Arabis nemorensis, 231 nucleotides long. The record is from the annotation of a GenBank genome assembly. NCBI's taxonomy places the organism in Eukaryota, Viridiplantae, Streptophyta, Magnoliopsida, Brassicales, Brassicaceae.